CUCGAGUUCGUUUUCUUUGGCCACGUCAUCUUCCCUCUCCGAAAAAUUCGUCCUUGAUCUCCGCGCCAUUUAGUUCCGUGUCUGCACCGCCUCCUCGCGCAAUUCCCCUAAGAAACCACCAGUGAAAACGCGGAAUAUUGUUCCUUGUUGGGUAUAAUAUAUUUCGGGUCGGAUAUUUGAUUGCUAUGAUGCAAAGCUAUGCGUCCCUUCUGCUGCGUUUCCACCGUUAACAGCACCAACCGCGAUUCCUCGCUGUUGCCAGUUUCCCAGCCGCAGCCUCCGCAGCCUCCGCCGUCUGCCGCCGCGGCCAGAUCGUCGGAGUCGUUGACUUCCUCUGGAAAUCAAAAUCACAACCAAAAUCACAAUCACGUUCCUCACAACUACUUGCAUCAUAGCAAUCGGAUUCUGACCGAGCCUUCAUCCGCUUUGAGGCUGGCGUCCGGCGGAAUGGAUGGUCAACUUCACCCGCAGCAAGUGAAGAUCAACGACAUAGUGGGGGAUGGCAUUUCUGGAAUCUUGUACAAGUGGGUGAACUACGGAAAGGGGUGGAGGCCGAGGUGGUUCGUGUUGCAGGAUGGAGUUUUGUCUUACUACAAGAUCCACGGGCCUGAUAAGAUCAUCUUAAGUCCUGAAACUGAGAAGGGUUCAAAAGUCAUAGGUGAGGAGUCAUUGCGUGUGAUAUCCCGUUCAAACAGACCUUACAAUGCUAAUUCCUCUCAGGAAAGCCAAUGCCCUGUAGGCGAAGUUCAUCUCAAGGUUUCGUCGAUACGAGAGAGCAAGUCAGAUGACAAAAGGUUUUCAAUUUUCACGGGAACAAAGAGGCUACACCUGAGGGCUGAGACAAGAGAAGAUAGAAUAGCUUGGAUAGAAGCACUUCAAGCUGUGAAGGAUAUGUUCCCAAGACUUUCUAACAGUGAGUUAAUGGUUCCUUUGGAGAACAUUUCUGUUUCAACAGAGAAGUUACGGAAGCGCCUGAUGGAAGAGUGCUUGAGUGAAGCUGCCAUCCAGGACAGUGAGCGGAUCAUGAGGGAUGAAUUUUCAUUACUGCAGAAUCGAUUGCUGCUUUUUAAACAGAAGCAUCGGCUACUCAUUGACACACUUCGCCAAUUAGAGACCGAAAAAGUUGAUUUGGAAAACACAGUGCUGGAUGAGAGUCAAAGGCAAGCAAGUGGUGUUGGGCCAUCUGUUAGAUUGAGGCAGGACAAAUACAGUGAGGCAAGUGCGAGUGACUCAGGAGAUGACAAUGAAAGGGUUGAUGCUGCAGAGGAUGACACGGAUGAAGAAGAGAAAAUGUUCUUUGAUACUAGAGAUUUUCUGUCAUCAAGUUCUUUUAAAAGCAGUGGCUCUGGUUGUCGGACACCCUCAUUCUCUUCAGAAGAUGAUCUCUAUGUGUUUGCAUCAGAUGAGAGUGUUGACCCUGUGAUUAGAUCUGCAUCACUGAAGUUCCCUUAUAUCAAGCGCAGAAAGAAAUUGCCAGUUCCUGUUGAGAAAGAGAAGGGAGUGAGUUUAUGGUCAAUGAUUAAAGACAAUAUUGGGAAAGACUUGACAAAAGUUUGCUUGCCUGUCUAUUUUAACGAACCUCUUUCUUCACUUCAAAAGAGUUUUGAAGAUUUGGAAUAUUCAUAUCUUGUUGACCGUGCUUCUGAAUGGGGAAAGAGAGGCAAUAGCCUUAUGAGGAUUCUGAAUGUAGCUGCAUUUGCUGUAUCUGCCUACGCUUCUACAGAGGGAAGGAUUUGCAAGCCCUUCAAUCCAUUGUUAGGAGAAACGUAUGAGGCUGACUAUCCAGACAAAGGUGUCCGUUUUUUCUCAGAGAAGGUAAGCCAUCACCCCAUGAUUAUAGCAUGUCAUUGUGAGGGUACAGGGUGGAAACUUUGGGGUGAUAGCAAUUUGAAAAGCAAAUUUUGGGGUCGCUCAAUCCAGCUAGAUCCUGUUGGUGUUUUAACUCUAGAGUUUGAUGAUGGUGAAGUUUUCAAGUGGGGCAAGGUAACGACAUCAAUAUAUAAUCUGAUUUUGGGAAAACUAUAUUGCGAUCAUUAUGGCACAAUGCGCAUCCAUGGAAAUUCUAACUACUCAUGCAAAUUGAAGUUUAAGGAGCAGUCUAUUAUGGAUCGAAAUUCCCAUCAGGUACAGGGAACUGUCCAAGAUAAGAGUGGGAAGACAGUAGCUACUUUAUUCGGUAAAUGGGAUGAGAGUAUGCUCUAUGUUAAUGGAGAUCACUCCAAAGGAUAUUCACUGGACUCUAUGUCAGAAGCUCAUCUGCUUUGGAAACGGAGCAAGCCUCCUAAGGACCCAACCAGAUACAAUUUGACACGAUUUGCCAUCACUUUGAAUGAGCUCACCCCUGUACUCAAGGAAAAGUUACCACCAACAGACUCUCGGCUAAGGCCUGAUCAGAGAUGUCUGGAAAACGGUGAGUAUGAGAAAGCAAACUCAGAAAAACUGCGACUGGAGCAGCGGCAACGGCAGGCUCGUAGAAUGCAAGAACGAGGCUGGAAGCCACGAUGGUUUUCCAAGGAGAAAGAAAGUGAUACGUAUCGCUAUGUUGGUGGUUAUUGGGAAGCAAGGGAGCAGGGAAACUGGGAUUCUUGUCCGGAUAUUUUUGGUCAGAUCCCGUCUGACAAGAUACUGGUUGAUUGGUCCAGUAAUUAAAAAGCUCCUCCAGCUUUUCGUGGCUUUGAUUUUCCCUUUCUUUUUCAUGCCACAUUACAUUUCCCCCCCUUUUCAUCAUGAGAAAGCCUUUUCAUCAUGACUCAUGAGAAAGGAUAGCUUUCCCAAUCCUCCAUAUAUACCUAGCAUUUUAAUCCGUGUCGUGCACGGGUCGAACAAAUAUUUUUUAUUAUGUUAUUUUUUUCGCAGUAAAUGAUUAAGAAAUCG
Molecule: messenger RNA, 2874 nt
Organism: Cuscuta campestris
Lineage: Eukaryota; Viridiplantae; Streptophyta; Magnoliopsida; Solanales; Convolvulaceae
Source: the annotation of a GenBank genome assembly